This is a messenger RNA of Oncorhynchus mykiss (rainbow trout), 2696 nucleotides long. RefSeq lists its product as uncharacterized. Gene Ontology annotation, biological process: regulation of DNA-templated transcription. Gene Ontology annotation, molecular function: DNA-binding transcription factor activity, RNA polymerase II-specific; RNA polymerase II cis-regulatory region sequence-specific DNA binding. The record is from RefSeq and is a predicted model, not a curated record. Lineage: Eukaryota; Metazoa; Chordata; Actinopteri; Salmoniformes; Salmonidae.
UAAUGCAGUAUUUUUUUCUGCCGACCAGCUUUUGUGAAAGGAGAACACUAUCAAUUUUUUUUUUUUUAAAUAUAGAAAUUGUUGUUCAAAUGGCGCUAAGCAGAUUCUUAUAGAAAGGUUUCAACCAAUAUUUAUUUGAUAAAACGAACAACUACACUUUCAUAACCAUUUCCAAUAUGUCGAAACUACAGUUGUUGAAUGUGUUCGUUACCGAGCGUUUGUCGACAGCUGCUGUGGAGAUAUUCGGGGUCGUAGAGAAGACUAUAGCGGAGUAUCAGGAAGAAAUCUGCCGUUCAGCAAAGGAGAACGAGCGUCUACGGAGGCUGUUGGACAUGGCUACCAAACCAGAGAGAACAUCGCACAUAGCAGACAUCCAGCUACUGACUCCUGUCGUUCCCCCUGAGCAGCAGGAGUGGAGCCCCAGUCUAGAGCAGGAGGACCCAGAACCCACACAUAUUAAAGAGGAACAACAGGAGCACAGACUCAGUCAGGAGGACCCACCUCAGCCCUCACAUCAUUACCAAAACCAAACUGUGGAUGAUGGAGAGAUGAGCACUCUACCUAUCAUCAUAACUGAAGAGAUCAAAACAGAACCUGAUGGAGAGGACUACAGAGUACCACAACCAACCAGUGAUCAGCCCCUUUCAGUUCAUCCAGACUACUCUGCUGCAGUGGAGAAGCCAUAUCAGUGUAAACAAUGUGGCAACAGCUUCACACGUAAGGGACACUUGACCAUUCAUUCAAGGACACACACAGGAGAGAACCCCUAUCAGUGCAAACAAUGUGGCAAAAGGUUUAACCAGAAGAGCAACUUGACCAUCCAUACAAGGGUACACACAGGAGAGAAUCCCUAUCAGUGCAAACAAUGUGGCAAAAUGUUUAACCAGAAGGGACACUUGACCGUUCAUUCAAGGAUACAUACAGGGGAGAGACCAUAUCAGUGUAAAGACUGUGACAAAGCCUUCAACCAGAAGAUAGAAUUGACAUUGCAUAUGAGAGCUCAUACAGGAGAGAGACCAUAUAUCUGUCCUGUGUGCAAGAAAGGUUACAUCGCAUUAAGCUAUUUAAGACUUCAUCAGCGUGUUCACACAGGGGAGAAACCUUACCAGUGCAAAUAAUGUGGCAAAUGCUUUGGUUAUAAAGGAAGCUUGAAGUCUCAUAUGAGCACUCACACAAAAGCUUCAGCUUGAAGUGAGAACAACAAAUGAUUACUCACUUGAAUUUCUUGUUACAUCCAACUUGUAAAUAAUUAUUAUAUUUCCUGCCACUUGACAACAAAACAAAUGUAGUUGUGUUAAAGGUUUUGUUUUUUCAAUUUAUGUUUUCAGGUUGGACUUUAGGAUGUAUAGCACUUUAGCACGUUGGAGGCAGCGAUGUGUCACCUCGUUAGUCAGUAUGUGUUACACCUGUGCUGGCCCUUGUGCUAUUUAAGAGUGGCUGGCCCAGUGCUUCAGUUGCCUUGAAUUGAGGAUGUUCGGUCAACACCUUUUUAGUUGGGUCUCCCUAUUUCAUUUAUAGAAAAAUGUUCAUUUGUCUGAUCUUCCCUGUAUUUUUGUUUUGCUCAACUUUUUGGUUUGUUUCCUGUCUUUUAAGUUUGGUGUGGGUUUUUCUUGUGUUGGCCUCUUCUUGGGCAAGUUUAGUGGGUGCUCGUGGUGGUUGUCAUUUACAUUCCUGUUGUUGUGACUAGUCAACUUUCAGUGGAUACCCCAACGAGUGUCUUUCAGAACCCCUCGUAAAACCCUGCCUGUUUCGUUUUGGUUGUCAGUAACUUUUUGUUACUUCCCCCUUCUGUUUGAGCAACGUUAUUUGGUUUUGUAGCUAAGGAAAGUAACAAUGUGCGUGUGGAGUGUAAAGCAUCACUCUAUCCAAUUUGUAAGCUCAUUUUGGUGCUCACUUUUUUUGGAUGCCUAUUUGCCGUUAUAAUGAGGGAAUUUGAUUAUGCUGGCCCGGGUGGGCAGAGUUUGCACCAGGUGAAAAGUGAUUGCAUCAGUUUGAGACUAUGCUGCCUCACGGGUGUGAUCCAAUCACAUGACAGGUCAUAGCCAGGUGCACCGCGGUUCAGCCUAAUCAAACUCCCUCACUGCUGUAUCUAGCACAGAGCACACAUUUGGAUUUCUGAACAACGAGUUCUUAUUCAAUUGUUUAACAAUAACGUACAGGAUAUUUGGGCCACUAUCUUCUAUCUGUACUGAUGUUAGAAUAUUGAAGUAGCCUAUUACGUAUUUGACAAUCUAUAUAAUGCAGCAAAUAAUUUGUUGUAAUAAAGUACUUUUUAAAGAAUGGAUGUCAUUCAUAUUGGAGGAUGUAUUAAACCUGCCUAUCAGCUCUAUUUCCUGCCUCCUACCCCAACCCUAUCCUGACCUAUUAGGGUGAUGGGAAUGUAUCUGGGCCUGUUUUCAUGAAGCAUCUUGGAUGAGUGCUAAUCUAGGAUCAGAUCACUCCUGUCCAUUCAUUAUAAUUGAAAAAGCUGAACUUAUCCUAGAUCAGCACUCCUACUUUGAAACGCUUUGAGAACACAACCCCUGACCCUGUGUUACUGUUUGGGAUCAACAUUUACCUCCUCCUAGUUGGUGUCUCCUGGGACAUGAUGAUUUAAAGGUGCACCAAAGACAUUAUAGUAUGAAAAUGGGUAGAAACUGCUUCUCGAACAGAAAUUCCGAUCACACUUGUAGGCGAUGCAAUGGCGACAUUGGCUA